Messenger RNA from Camellia sinensis, 1123 nucleotides. The record is from RefSeq and is a predicted model, not a curated record. Lineage: Eukaryota; Viridiplantae; Streptophyta; Magnoliopsida; Ericales; Theaceae.
UACACGAUACCAACUCCAACCUCUGCUUCUCCCUUGACGAUUACUGCGACUUCGGCCCCAAUUUCUUCUACCGUAAUUGCCCCGGCGUAGUUAGUUCUGCAGAUCGAGAUAGUUUGAGCCGAACCUUUACUCUCCCAGUGCACAUCAAAGAAAGGUGGAAGUGAGACAAUGGACCUGAUUGAUUGCAGAAUAAAAGUUUGGUAGCCAGUGGACAAGCGCCAAAUCAAUUUGUGGGCUGUCUGGAGAUGGAUUACAUGUGGAUGUUUUAUGGAGUAGUGAAGUCUUAUGACUCUGAACAUAAGAAAUAUGUGGUACUGUAUGAUGAUGGAGAUGUGGAAGUGCUCCGUUUAGAUAAAGAGCGUUGGGAGCUUGUUGACAAUGGUCACAAGCCUACAAAGCAGUUAAAUUUAUCGAAAGGUCUAUCUAAAAAGGGAUUAUUGUCUGAGAAGAACAUCUACAAGGUUGAGGAACUUGCUCGGUUAUCGUUAAUACAACUCCUGUCUAUAUUGAUGUGGAUGAUGGGCGGAAGAAGCAAGGUAGAGGGUGGCUUAACAAGUGCAAUUUCAACAAACUUGAAUGAAGAAGGCCCUUUGCCCUCUAUAAAAUUGGUCAGAAAACAAUUCGGUGGAGACAAAUUUUGGAGAUAGGACAGUGAAUAGAAACCAAGACGAAGAGGAUGAUAUUCAUGAUCAAGAAGACUCGAAACCAAUGGAUGAAAGGGCAUUUUGGAGGAAGACAAUUGUUCAAACCUUGAAGAAAAACAAGAACAAGAAAAAAUAGAAGAAAAUGAGCCUUUUAAAGGAAAAAGCAAAUUGAAGAGUGACAAAACAAAGGAGGAAAACAUAGGAGAAAGGGUGGACAAGUGUGAAAAACUUAAGACAUUUGAGGAGUUCUUCAUGGAUAAAUUUAAAUCCAUUGGAAAUGAUCUCAUCUUUUUUAUUCCAAUCUUGUACACCCACAUGCCAACUUCUAUCAUUUCAUUGGAAGUAGCAAAAAAGAUGAUUAGAGCUCUUGAUCUGCUAAAAUCAUUUCGAACUUUGCUACGUACUGAUGUUGCUGCAAAUAAGUUUUUGAGAGAACUCAUUAAUGGAACUGCAGAUGUUAGGAACAGGAUUAAUGGAUU